Molecule: messenger RNA, 6806 nt
Organism: Caenorhabditis auriculariae
Lineage: Eukaryota; Metazoa; Nematoda; Chromadorea; Rhabditida; Rhabditidae
Source: the annotation of a GenBank genome assembly
AUGCCGCACAAGGCGGAGGACCCGCUCUCGUCUUCCGGCGUCUCGACUUUGUCCGGCACCUCCGUCGCCGUCCGCAAGAUCGUCGUCUUUAAGAACGGCGACCGGUUCCACAAUGGCGUCAAGGUCGGGUUCAGACUACAUUCACCCCGGUUUUUUGAGAAACUCUUCUUUGAUUUUGUGUGACUCCUAGAGGGUCUUUGAAGUUCCCUCCAGGGACCAAGUAAAUAUUAGCCCUGUAGGGACCACUCUAGGGUUUCUAAGUUUUCGGGAGAUGUUCACCAUUUUGUCCCCUCUAGGGACCACUCUAGGUUUUCCUAAUUAACUCCGCUACCGUCUUAGUACCCUAGGUAGCGUUACAUUUUUGGUCUUGUUUAAACUUUUAGAGUGGUCCCUGUAGGGUUUAAGAGGAAAAACAGCCCCUACAGUGGCCCGAAGAGGGAUCCCUAUAGGGGUUGAGAAUAUGACCCCUUAGCUGCUAAAGCUUCAGUGGUCCCUAUAGGGGUCUUUCAAUUUUUUCUCAUUCGAAAAAGGUUACUUGUUCAGCAUGGAAGUACUUCGUCGCUUAGAGUUCAUACAAAUUAUCGACUAGACUGCCCCCCCCCCCCUAUAGGGGCCACUCACUAAUCAAAACCCCUAUAGGGACUACUGAAAGUUAUAUAUCCGUUCAUUUUUAUCGAUUUCUAAUGUGUUUUACAGUUCGUUAUCAAUCCCCGGGUGCUCAAAGACCUCGACACUCUUUUGAACCAAGUAAAUGACCGGAUCGAGCUCUCCCAUGGCGUAAAGAAGCUCUACACAGCGGCCGGAAAACGAGUUCGAUCACUGAAAGAUCUUCAGGAUGGGAAGGUGGAAAAAAGAUAGUUUUGAAGUAAAUUAGGAAAAUUUUGAAGGUCUACGUCGCCGCCUCGAAUCACUACAUACCGAUGGAUUAUGGGACGGAAGGGGCCAAGGUUUGGAAGCCGCCGAGUCGACGGGGCAGCCCGAUUUUCAGGUAGGCUGUUUUUGUCUUUUUCCUUUGGGUAAAUUUUAUGUUCUGGUUGUCAAAAUUUCAGUUUUUGAACCUGAAAACAAGAAAUAAGAAGUAUCGGUUGAAAAAAUUGGUUUGAAGCUUUUUAGUGAGCCAAAGAAUUAUUUUUAUAAAAACCUUAAAAUUGAAAAAAUCUCUGUCAGAAAGGCUUUUUUUUCAAUUUUUAACAAAAAACCAAUUUAAAAACGGUUUAUAUGAAUGGAAAACGAGCCAAAAGAGUGCGGCGGCAGCUGAAAAUUCGGAAAGCGCCAAAGCGAGUCACUAGAACCUUCAUAACUCGGCUCAAAAUUAAAAUUUUUCAAAAAACUAAAAUGGUUCGACUUUUGAACAGUCUGCUCUAUGAUAUGAUACAGAAUUUAGUUAUCCAUGAUUUUUUGCGGAAAAUGGCUUGAAACAAUAGUUGUGAGUCCAGGCGCAGAAUUUUGAAAAAUUUCUUUUCAUGUGUAAAAAAUCAAUUUUCCUAUUAUUUUUCUGUUCUAGAUCGAAAAAGAACUUUUAAAUUAUAUUUUUAGAACUUUCGGUUUAGAGUAUUAAGAGUUUCUAUAGGUUGAUUUUAUAUUCUGGCUGCCAAAUUCUACGUUUCAAACCUAAAAUUAUCCCGUGAAGCAAUGAAAAAAAAGAAAUUAUUAAUAUUGGUGGGUCCAGACGCCGAAAAUGUGAGAAAGUAUCUAUUUUUUAUAUUGACUUGAAAGAGGAGGGAGGCGGGGCAAGGGGCGGAACGCGUAGCGUGUGCGUACGCGGUUCUUGGCACGAAAUAAAUUCAACCGCCAGCGAGCAUUCAGAGAGCUUAUUUAUCGCUCUUCUCACUUCUUUUUUAAUUAUAUUGAUUAUGUUAAUUUGUGCAUCAAAAAUUAGUAGAAAAUACAGAAAAAAGAGCGGUCGCCGAGCUUUUUUUAAAUAGUCGGCGGCAAUUGAAAUGAACUGGCGACAAUAACCGCGUACGCACACGCUACGCGUCUCGCCCCUGCCCCGCCUCCCUCCCCUUUCAAGUCGGGAAACAUUGACUAUAUAAUUAUGCUUUCCAGUUGAAAUUUUCAGUUAUUUUUGGUUUUGUUGAGCUUUUUUUUCUGUUUUUUCAUUUCAAUAGUAAUAACCAAUCUUAGCUACGAAAUUACAGCUGCUUCAAUCACUAAAAAUGAAAAAUGAAUAAAUUAAUUUUUGGUUCGUGAUAAAAAUUUUGUUUGAGCUCGCAAAUUUUCAGCUGUGUUUUCAAGUACCUAUGUCAAGGAGAAAACGUUUUGACCGGAACAAAAAAUUUUUUAAACCAUUUUUUGUUAUUCAUUUUCCCAUCAUUUUAAAUUUGGUAACCUAUUUCGAAACUGAAAACAGUUAAUUUUGCGUCCAUUUUAUCAUUAUUAAAAAAAUUUAAAAAAACUUUCAACUUUUUUUUGUUUUUUUCCUAUUCAAAAAUCGGUCAAACAUUUUUCUCAGAUUCAGCCGAUUCACGGCUAGAAUGAGCCAUCGAAAAAAGGGCCCUGAGACUAGGGGGCGCAAAGCCCCGCCCCUUCACGCCACCAAAAUGACGAUUUUUUUGUUGCAAAAACGGUUUUGAGGCGUUUAUACUAGCUAAAGUUCCACUUUAAAAAAAUAAACUGUUUCUGUUAAUCUAUGUAAUCGACAACGCUCUACAGGGCUGAAAAAAACUUUUAAAACUAUGUAUUUUUUUCAAAAAAAUAAGCGAAAAAAAUAAGAUUUAACACGAAAAAAACGGACAAGUUUCACAAAAAUCGUCGCGUUUCUGAAAAACCAAGUGAGGAACGCUUCCGAAUUUUGAGUAUGUUAUACAUUAAAACUCUCUUUAUUUUUUUGAAUAAAAAAAUUUUUAAAAAAAUCUAACGACGCGAAAAAUCGAAGCUUGUAAAGUGACACCAAACUUUGAAGCUGAAAUGCGAAAAAAAUUUCAGCGACAUGGUAUACUUUUUAUUUGAUUUAAAAAAACUCACAAUGUGCUCACAAACAAAAAAAUUCAAAAAUGAAAAAUAAUUAUUGGGACAGUGAAUCAAAUUAUAUUUGGAUUUUACCAAAACCUUCUUUUUUUCGCCUGCCUCAUUGACGCAUGAGAGAAUAGGAUCGCGUCUAUAUUUUUGAUUAUGUUAUUAAGCGUUCAAAACUCUAUCAAUGAAAAAAUUAUGAAAAAAAUCUAACGACGCGAAAAAAAUAACGGCUUUGAAAACCUCGAAAAAAUGGCAACUUUUUUUGAAAUUUUGGAAGAAUUCGUGCAAGCAUUCGUAGCUGUGCUUGCGUCAAACACACCGAUGCGCCAUUUUAAAUGUCGCAGGAGCCGUUUUUGAGUCAAAUUACACAUUUUCCUGUUUUAUUUCGAAAUAACAUUAUUUUUUUCAUUUUUUUCUUUUUUUCCAAACCAAAUUAUAAUAAUUUUUUUCUGAUUAGAAAAAAAGAAAAAAAUAAGCUGAAAAAUUCCUUCUGACCUUUUUUUCUAAGUAGUUUUUUUGAUAUUUUGUCAAAAAAAUUCUUAUGAGGAUUGUACAAAAGAUUUAUGCCAAAACGUUAAGCUCAGUUCGGACAACCUCUCAAAACAGAAAACCGAUUCGAAAACGGUUCAGAAAUGCGUAAAAACAUUUAAAAAGAAAGCGUGCGGCAGCGGGUGAACCGUGAGAUUUUGCCUCCAGUUGUACGCCGCGCGCGCUCGUUUUUUGGCCAUAACUUUUUUCUUAGUGGAGCUUUUUUCUAAAACUGAACGGAUUAUGAAAAUGGACAGUCUCCUCUAUCGGACAGUGUAAAAAGCAUAUUUUUUGGAUCGUUUUGAAGAAAUGGCUUGCGGACCCUACCUGAGACGAUAAAAAAAGGAAGAGAUAGUAUUUAUUUGGUGGAGAGCGCAGACAGACAGGCCCCCCUUAGUGUCUCAAGCUAGCCGUGAAUCAGGGAUAAAGUGAAUUUUAAAGUGCUCAAAAGUUCAAGUUUGGUUUCUUUCAAGGAUUUUUAACUUUUUGAAAAAAGCCAUUCAUUUUUCUCAAGUUAAAACUCAAUCAGUUAUAACAGAUCUCUACUCAGAGUUGACCGGAUCCGAACUUCGCGAAGCCAAGAACCGCUACAGCGACAGAAAGCGCAAGCCGUCCGUAGCACCUCCGUGAAACCGGCCAACCGUCUGAGAAAACUAGCCCCGCCUACGAGUUUUUCGGUUUGAAUAACUCUCAAAACUGUUCCAAGUUGAAAAAUUCUUUCAGGCGACGCAGAAAAAAUCACACGUCGACAUUUUCAUUCCGGAUCAACGGGCGAGGAAAACUACAAAAAAGCCGACGACUACGACGACUACGAAAAUCGUCAAAGCGGCCGUGCCGAAAACCAGGGCUCUCAUAGGUUUGUAGUCGAUUCAGUAGACAGGCUCAAAAAAGGUCGCAAAAAGGCCGCAAAAAGGCUGCAAAAGAUUCCCUUUGUCGAGCCUUCCUUUUUCCUAAAGCUUCAAAGGCUCAAGAAAUGGUGGAGAAAGGGAGACUCAGCAAAAAUGGUGCAUAACAGCCGAUGAACAGGCGCAGAAAGGCAGCAAAAAAGGAGCCUUUGUCACCCUAAAAUGAAAAUUUCUGAGAACCUCUUUUCCACCUUUUCCAAUUGUGCCUAGGACAUCUGAUUCAUUUGGGACAUCAAAAAAGGGUCCUGGCACGAUUUAAACAAAGAAAAUAGUGUCUCGUUAGUGGAGAGCCCAGACAGGCCACGCCCCUUUGCGCUUCAAACCAGUCGUGUUCUACACUUUUCUAAAUCCAGACAAUUUUGUCUAUAGUUUGCUCAGAUUUUGAAAAAAGUGACGUGAUUCCACAACGCUCUGCGGAUGGCUGGCUCUCUGAUCGGUUUAUCGCGUCAUUAGGGGCGGGGCUUGAGCGACGACUUGAUUUUUAAAAUCUGAACGGACUUUACCACUGAACUUAAUAUAAAUUAACAUAAAAUAAGCACGGUUUCUAGUGAGCUAUAUAGUGGUCUUGAAAAAAACUGUUCCCAGAAGGUUUCAUGAUGAAAAAAAAAAAUUUAGAAACGAAAGCUAACUUUUCGAACAUUUUAACGUUUUAAUCUUCCCUGGAAGCAAACAUCCAGUCUGAUUACUAUCUUCUUGUUUUUGACCCCUUAAGUGAUCCCUUUUUCAGUUAACUCUCGCCCUCCGGCCAAAGCACCGCCAAAGGCAGCUGCCCAGCCGACCAAGAAGAAAGAAGUGAAGGCGAAAAAAGCGCUGAACAAUGGUGCCCCACCGCCAAAAACAGCCGAAGUGGCCCCGAAAGUGGCCGUCGUCGACGUCGAGACCCUUCACAGAAGUCCGACGCCUCCUUUGGUUGCGCUGCCUGUGGAACUUUCUGAGGAACAGAGGUAAAAUACUGGAAUAUUAAUGGGUGGAUUUAUUGAUUUUACAUGGUGGAAAAUAGAGGUUUUUAAAUGUUGAUUUUAAGGGGAUAUGAAUGAAAUUACAUAUUGAGACAGGUAAAUUUCAGAAAAAAUAGGAAUAUUUUCAGUCCCUCCCGUCGAUCACGCUCCAGAUCCCAAUCACGGUCAAAAUCAAGGUCAAGAUCGAGGUCAGAGUCACAUUCCGAAUCAUCUUCUCAUCAUUCUGAGGAGGAAGAAGAGGAAGAAGAAGAGGAGGAGGAGGAUGAGAAGCAUUCUUCAUCUUCACGGGGUUUUUUUUGUGACUUGCAAGUUAGAAUGUAUAAGAGUUUCAGAUCGAACGCCGUCGUCAUCUUCAGAAAGGCCAAAGAAAUCUUCUGCGCGCUCUUCUUCCGGGUUGGUUUUGAAAACCCGAACUUUAUAAAAAAGCAAAAAAAUCAGAAAAUCAGAAUUCGAUACUACUCAGUUAGUUCGGCUUCAGGUAGAUCAUCCUGUUAGAAUAUUCAUUUUUGACUUGUCAGAAGUCUCCAAAUGUCCCGGAAACAGCUUGGUGGCUUUGAAAAACCUUUCAUAUUUCGUAUAAGCUUGAAAAUCUCCUCAACUUAUUUUUAAGUUCAACAGGGUCACACAGAAACGUUUUUCUACAUUUUUGAAACAUCAAACUUUUUUCAGUGCAUUCAGAAGUUCAAAGCUGUAAUUCUGAGAAAAAAAUCUUGAAACUGUCUUGUUUAUAACUUGAUAGCUUAAGGGAUCCCUUGGAUCGCUCAAAAAACUGCCAGUAAAACUCCAUAGAAUUAGUUAGACCGCUUUUAAAGGUUCUUAGACCUCUUAUUAACUUUGAAAUCAGAAAAAAAAAAUUUUUAAAGACUACUAUAAGGACCACUUAAACUUUAGAGGGUCAGAUCAUGUUCCUUUUAAAAACCAUCUGAAUUUGAGCAAUCUAGGGGCACUGUUUCUUCUGCAUUUUAUCCCCUAUAGUGGCUGCUUUUCCCUAACCCCUAUAGGGGACACUUCAGCUUUAGGGGCUGAGAGGUGAGACCCUAACCCCAUAGGGGCCACUCAACAUUAACCGCUAGAAAAACCGCUUUUUUGUCCGAUAUAGGGUAUGUUUUUCCCCUAAACUCUUUAGGGGCCACUUCAAAGUGGGGCCUAAGGGGAGAGACUUUGAACCCCUAUAGAGACCACUUCUCUUCCCCUGUAGGGUCUGUUUUUUUCUUCAAAAGGGGCUGAGACUUUUAAAUAUGGGCUCUUUCUUCUACCCCUAAUCCCUCUAGGGACCUCUCAGAAAUUCCUAAGAAGGGGCUGUUUUUUCUACUCCUACUCCCUCUAGGGACCACUCUAGCAUCCGCGUUUUAAAACCUCAAGCCAGUUGUAAAUCAACCUUUUCAGAAACUCCUCAUCACGCCACUCUUCAGCUCAUUCCAACGCUUCGAAACGCUCGAAAAAAUCUGAGAAAUGA